AUGGAGCCCUCGGACCGGGAACAGAGCUCCCAGGAGCUGGAUUUAGAGGAGAUAACUAGGAAGAUUUCAUUUCUGGACAAGUGGAGGGAAAUCUUUAGUUAUCACCGGUUGGGAACCAAUAAUACAACUUCUCAGCAUCAUGAAGGCAACCAUAUAUCUGCCGGUGAAACUGAAGAUGGAACAGGAAUACCUCAGCCAAAAGGACACGGGCAUUGGCCAUCAAGUAGCCUUUGUUCUAUUCCUAAACCCUGUCUCAUCUCUUCAAAAUCGGGCGGCUUUCCUAUCUCCCUAGCGGUGGCCACGAAACUGCGCCAGAGCCUCUUUGGAAAUACAGUCCAGGUCUUCAGCUCUGACUGGACAAAGGCCUAUUUCCGGUUUCACGAGCCUCUUUCCGACCUGGCUUUCGCUUUGGAAGUGGGAAAGGGAGGCGCCCGAAGCAUUCAGGUGGCUGUACAAGGAUCCAUCAUUAAAUAUUUGUUGUUCACAAGGCAGGGAAAAGACUGUAACGUGCUCAGGGAAGAGGCCUAUGAGAAGUAUUUGAAGAGAAUUACCCAUUUCCCGAGAACCUCUUCUGCGCGCGAUAAGCACGCAGGAGCAGGAACGCGCGCGGGCGUCCUGUGGGCCGCAGGAGCAGCUCGGAAAGCCACCGUCUGCCUUGUCACCGAGGACACUUACGUCGCCCCGACUCCUGACUGCUCUGGGGACGGUUUCACUGAACGGCUCCAGCUGUUUGAACUUUUAGAGAAAGAAGCCACUGAGAAAUUCAUCUGUGAUCAUGUACCGUGUUUCAAAGGAGAAGGAAGCCAUGGUGUCAUCUUGUUUCUUUACAGCCUGAUCUUCUCCAGAACAUUUGAAAGGCUUCAGAAGGACCUGGACGUCUCCACCACUCAUCUGCUACGACCAAAUGCCGGAGGUUUCCUGGGCAGGCAGGCAGUUCUGAACAUGAUUUUAACUGGAAGAGCAAGUCCACACGUCUUUAACGGCUAUCAGAAAGGAAGGUCUCGGGAAAUGCCAUGUGGGGUCCUGACCCGCAGUGACGUCGGCUAUUUGCAGUGGCGUAAGGACACCUCAGAGGAUGACGGACUUUCACAGGUGGGCAGCAUGCUGAAGACCCCCCAGUUACCUAUUUGGCUAUGCAACACCAACGGCAAUUACAGUGUCCUUUUUAGCACAAACAGGCAGCUGUCGUCAGACUGGAAAGUGGGGUGCCUCUUUGAUCUGUACUUCUACAGUGGCCAGCCCGCACAGAACAAGCCCGCGCACCUUACCAUAGAUACUCAUUCCCAUCCCUGGGGGCGAGCCCGACAUGAAGAUGAACGCAGGCCAGGAAGACGGUUUUCUCCAGUGGAGAUGGCCCUCAGAACCAAGUGGACAGAGGCCACCGUCAACUGGAACGGCACUGUUCCCCUUUUCUAA
Molecule: messenger RNA, 1416 nt
Organism: Kogia breviceps (pygmy sperm whale)
Lineage: Eukaryota; Metazoa; Chordata; Mammalia; Artiodactyla; Physeteridae
Gene: MINDY4B
Product: MINDY family member 4B
Biological process (GO): protein K48-linked deubiquitination
Molecular function (GO): K48-linked deubiquitinase activity; cysteine-type deubiquitinase activity
Source: RefSeq, a predicted model, not a curated record